CUUUCUUUCUAUCGCCACAGGUCACCUCUUCUUUCCCUGCGAGACGGAUUUUUGGCGGGCAGCCUCUGCAAACUGGCAGCCUGGUUUAAUGCAACCCAUAAAUGCGAGCCGAUUAAUCCUUGUGACAUCCCGGCAAACGCCAUGACUGCAUGGGCGAGAAUGCUGUUAGCGGGCCGCUUGCCCGUUCCCGCUUUUCACGAUACACGUCAUUAACGACAUUAGGAAAUAGCUAAAUAGUCAUGCCAGAGGUGUAAAACCUCAAGGUAGCCCCAGGAUAUGAAGAGACAUGACCUCCCCGGCGUACAUGGACGGUCACGACCUGUCGCGACCAGGCCGGCUGUCCAGGCCCGGUCGACAUCUGCAGGAGCAUCGGCAGGGAGCACAGCUAGAUUCCGGCUAACGGCGGGGCGUUGUCCAGUGGUAGCAGUGCCUAGCCAGCUGUAUCGCACAGUCGCAUGCUCAUCAGCCAGCAGCUCGGCCGGUGCGAGCGGGGGGCCAGAAGAGGAGCGGCAGCAGCUGGCCCCCGUGCAACAGCCGCCGUCCUCUUCUGCGGCCAGCUGCCCUGUGCCUAGCAGUGAGCAGGAGCAACUGCGGCGAGUGCAACAGGAGGUAGCGCGACUGGAGCAGCAGCGGGAGUUGGCAGUUGCGAAGAAGCGGCUGAGGUGGCGGCCCCGACAUGACCCGCUGUACAAGGCCGCCGCAGCCUACGUCGCCGCAGCAGCCGCAGCAGCCGCAGCAGCCGCAGCAGCUCCGGCAGAGCCUGUGGCGGCUGAAGCGCCCGAGGUGGCAGCGGGGCCUGCGACAAAUCCAGUGCUAGAUCCGGCGCCACCGCCUCCACCAGUGCCGCCACCCACGACGCCGCCUCAGGAGCAGUACCAGCAACAGCUGCCACCACCAGGGCCGCCGUCGCCGCCACGUGUGCCGCCGCCGCCGCCAGAUUGGGUGCUGGCGUCACUCCAACGACAACAAGGGGCACCGCAGCAGCAGCAGCACCAGCAGCAGCAGCAGCCCACGCCACGUGCGCCGCCGCCGGAGGCUCAGACUGUGACGGCGGCGUCGUACACGGGGUGCAGCCGGGCUCUGGCGCUCAGCACUGUGGAGCGGCUGCGCGUGUGCUGGGGGCUCACCAAGUCCGCCUCCCAGCCAGACCCGCAGCAGGCCGACGUGUUCACGGCGCUGAAGAAGCCGUCGGCCUUCCGGCUGGCGGCGGCGCGGCAGCGGGAGGAUGAAUGCGCGGCCGCGCUGCGGGCGAUGGGGCUGAAGGAGAUGGCACCCAACUACUGCUGCGCUUCGACUGCGGCCACGGCCACGGCCACGCCGACGGCUGGUGCGGGCGCCGCUACAGGGGGCGGAGGCGGAGCCGUGACGGGAGCAACAGGACACGAGCGGCCGCAGCAGUUGCUGGCGGCAAGCCCUUCCAUGUCCUUCACAGAAUUCCUCGAGCAAGCCCUGCAGCUACGCCGUGGCGAGAACGCGUUUGCGCGGGAGGUCAAGCUGGUCAGUGCGUUGGGUGGCGACGACGGCGGCAGCAGCAAUGGCAUGAAGCUGUCUGGUGCCAUCGACUUUCUGGUGCUGCUGUGGGAGCCGGAGGACUGCGGCGAUGCCGGGGGCAGCGGUGGCGGCGGCGGCGGCAGCAGUUCCUCACGACAGGAGGUGAUGCUGCGGCCUCGACUGCAUGUCAUCGAGUGCAAGGACACCAGCCGCCAACGGAGUGUGCACGAGGUGCAGGCGCUGUUGUACCGCAUGAUGGUACAGCAGCAGCUGGCCGAGAUGCGGCAGCAGCAGCUGGAGCCGAAAGGUGGCGGCGGCGCUACAGCCGCUACAGCCGCUACAGCCGCUACAGCCACACCUGCGCCGGGCGACGGCGGCGAGUGGUCGCUGGGGGAGCUCUGGUCUGGCGAGGUGACGUGUGAGGUGUUGCGGGACACGGAGCAGGGCGUGCCGGAGCCGCCGCUGGUGGUGCCGCCGUUGGACCCCCGGAAGGAGGAGGCGGCGGUUCUGGAGCACCUGCGUGGCGAGGUGCAGCGGCUGUGGGAGGAGGGCCGGCGGGCGGUGAAGGCAGGCACAGAGGAGGCCUUUGUGCGGGAGCAGCCUUACAUGUGGAACAACGGUUGCUCCAGCUGCAGCCACCGGCCCUACUGCGCUGCGGACACGGCCGUGCGCGGCGCGGUGCAGGUGCUGGGGCUGAGCACGGCAGACAACCGGCGGCUGCGGGAGGCGGGGUUGGACACGGUGUGGGACGUGGCGCGAAUGCAACUGGACGGGCCGGCCGCGCGGCAGCUGCUGCGCCUCGGCCUGAGCACAGACCUGUCAUUCUUACGGGACUCAGCGAGGGCGUGGGCUGCCACGCUGCCGCCGCCCCCGCCGGCAAUGGCCACAGCGGUGGUUAGCGAGCAGCAGCAGGGUGCCGCGCCGGCGGCGGGAGUGCAGCUGCGCUCCGUGCCCGGCGCCAGCACGCUGCCACCCUGGCGCGGCGCCGAGGCGACGCCGCUGGUUCGUGUGUUCCUGGUGUUGUCGUACGACGACGUACGGCACACGUACAACAGCCUGGCGGCGCACGUGACGUGCAGCCAACGGGAGCUGUACACGCCCCGGGCUGGCGACUGGUCAAAGGCGCUGCGCUCAGGCCCCCAAGACCGCAGCCUGCUUGUCAUGAACGAGCGGCCCGACACCGCCGCGGCCGCCGACGUGGGCUCGGCAGCGGAGCGGCGAGCGGUGGAGCUGGCUGCAGACCGAGCGCUGGUGGAGCGAUUCCUUUCGGAUGUGUUCGCGGCGGUGGAGCAGGUUGCUUCUACCCUGCCUGGCGGAGCUGCUGGCAAGGCGGGCGCUGGCGCAAGUCCGCCGCCGCAUCCGCCCCUCAGGGCACGGCUGCACUUUUACUUGGACAACAGCAGUGCCCUGAAGCAACUGGCGGAGUUUUCCCGCUGGAGCAGUAGCCUUGGCGGCGGCGGUGUGGGCUGUAGCAGUGACGGUGGCAGCGGUGGUGCGGACACCGGCAGCACGCUGGAUGCCUUCCUGACGCUUCUGGGCCGCCGCGCGGGUCCGGAGGGCGAGCAGCCCAUGGUGUCCUACCUGCAGGAGGAGUGGGGCCGGCAGAUGGUGGCGGGGGUGGCCGGCAGCAACCGCUGGCAGCUCACGGCGCAGAGGUGGGAGACGGAGGCAUGGAAGCAGAAGAAGGGCAUGAGCACCACUCCCUUCCACCCGCUCAACCUGCACGUGCCUGGAAUGCAUCGGACCCUACCCCAAUUCUUCGGGCUGGAAAGCUCCCAACGCAUCGCCUACAACCCGGAGUCUCGCCGCCUGCUGCCGCACCUCGAAAGCCCUGAGGAUGACAUGACGCAGCCGGUGGCAGUGUGGCCCUUUGAGCUGAAGCUCCAGGGAAUGGUCUACGCCCCAGACUCCGACCACUUCGCCAACUACCGCGCCGCGAUGGUCCGGCAGCGGCAGCGGCAGUCCUUGGCCGCUGACGUGGAGGGCGGGGCGGCAGACGCGCACACGGCUGAGGCGGACGCACUGGCGCUAGCGCUGCCGCUGCUGCUCGAGCAGGAGCCAUGGCAGCAGCGCUGGAUGUUCGAGCGCCUGAAUCCAGACUGGGACAUGCGGAAGGAGGAGAUCGACUUGCGCGCGGCAUUGCGGCCCUCGCCGCCGCGGACGCUGCCUGACAUGCUGGCGGACUGGGUGGCCAUCGACUUCAGUGCGCGGCUGCACGAGCGCCGCAAGGAGCUGAUGCAGGUCCUUCCGCGCGUGCGGCACCAGAGCAGCAAGAGCGUUAUGGUGUCGGGCGUGCGCAAGCUAAAUGAGGAGGACUGGCGAGGCGACCGGUGGCUUGAGCCGCAGGUGUUGCGGCUCCAAGGCAAGGGGCUGUACAUGUGUGACGUGGAGGAGCUGGGGGAUGGUGGCGGCGGCAGCAGUGUGGCGAGUCAGCAACUGGCGUUUGAGGGCGGCGACUUCGUCCGCGUGCACCCGCGGAGCACUGGCGACCAGCACGCAUACCAAAGCUCCAGGGACAUCCGGAACGGCUUCGAUGCGAUCGUUGAGGCCGUGGAGCCGCCGCCCCGUGUUGAGCCGCCUCCUGGGCAGCAGCGGGCAGCGUCGCGGCGGCGGCGCAUCCUGCUGACGGCCUUCUCAAGGAACAGGCAAUCAAAGCAGUCCGCAUUCAUUUUCCCAAGCAGCCCUGCAAGUUACUACGCCCACGCCACCCUGGACGAGUCCUGGUCCGACUACGUGGGCGCGGCCGUCCACGCGGCCCUCACUGGCCUGGACGCGGCCAAGCGGCACCACUUGGACGAGUUGGUGUUGCAGGGCGCACUGGCGGCCCCGCGGCCCAGCACCGCGGAGGCGGAUGCGGCAGUGCGGCUCCUGCUGGAUGAGCUGCAGCGCACGGAGGCGGGCACCGGCAAGCAGCUGCCAGCAGCUGUGGCUGGUGCUGGUGCUGCAGGCGGAGGCGGUGCCGGGCCCUCGGUUCUGUCGGCAGAGCAGGCGGAGGUGGUGAUGGCGGGUCUGAGCUCAGGGCUGCAGGUGGUGCAAGGCCCGCCCGGCACCGGCAAGACGCAGCUGCUGGCGGCGUCCCUGCUGCUGCGCUGCCACCACCUGAGCUGGGUCGCGUCUGCCGGUCGCAGUGCAGCGCAGGCUUGGGCGACGUAUGGGAGCGCGCCACCCGCCGGGCGGCUCGUGGUGUUGGUGGCGCCCACGAACGCGGCGGCGGACGUCGCGGCGGACCGACUGGCGGCACUGGCGCCCUAUGUCAGCCUGGCGGCGGAGCGGGUGCGAGCGCAGCAGCCUCAGCAAGGCAGCCGCAAGUCCACAGCAACCCUGCUGUCAACCCUGCCGCGUAUCGAGCUGGUGCGCCUGCACUCCUCCUCCUCUGCUGGAGCACAGCGGUUGGAGAAAAGGGAAGCAGCGGCGGCCAUCACCAGCAGCAGCGGCAGCAGCAGCAGCAGCAGCAGCAGCAGCAGCAGCAGCAGCAGCAGCAGCAGCAGCAGCAGAGGCGUGGCGGGCUCGGUCGGCGACUUGGACUGGAGCGCCGCCUUCGUUCGGAGCACCCGCGCCAGCAGCAGCCGCAUCAGCAGCAGCCGCAUCAGCAGCCGCGCAGCCUCCAGCAGACCUAGCAGCCGUGCCUACUCCACUCCGGCCCAGCCGUUGCAGCCCCAGGCACCGGUGUCGUCGCCCGCUGCCCACUUGCACCAGAUGGCGGCUUCUUCGGCCGUCACCCGCCUGAAGACCAUGCUGCAGCAGGGCAGUACGGUGGUGGUGGUCGGCACGGUCAACGCCGCGCUCAAGCUGUCAGGACUGACGGCCGCUGCGCUCUUUCCCGGAGCCCCCAGCCCCCUGGCGAUGCUAGCUCUGGACGAGACGUCCAUGAUGACGUCAGCGCAAGCUCUGGCGCUCAUGGGCGGGCUGUUCCCACGCCAGCAGCCGAGGGCAACAGGGUCAGCGUCAGGGGCACCGGCGGCGGGUGGCGGCGGCGGCACCAGCCCGGGUGCGCAGGUGCUGGCUGUGGGCGACCCCAAGCAGCUCAAGCCCAUCACCACGCUCGACGCCCGCACCGAGUUGCGUCCCGAGGUCGCGGCGCGGCCGCACCUGGCCGGCAGCGCCUACGAGCUGCUGGCGACGGUGCCCGGCGGAGUGCGCAGCGCAAUCAGCGAGACCAACCGCUUCGGCCCCGUCACGGCUCUGCUGCUGACGCCCAUGUAUGAGGAGGACGGCAUCCGGCUGCAGGCCUCGCGCCGAGCACUGGCAUUGCAGGAGCAGCAGCGGCAGGCACAGGCACAGGCGGAGGCGGAGGCGGGUGCAGAGGCCCCGGAGCAGCAGCCGCAGCACGCGAGCAGCCGCGGUGGCAUCAGGAGCAGUGCGGCACUGCGGCGGGCGCCGGUGCUGGCGCUGGAGUCGGCCCGUGAGGUGCUGGCACGCGUGUGGAGCUCUGGCCCUGGGCUGGUGGCGCCUGAUGAGUUGGUGUUGGUGGUGCAUGACGAGGUGGAGAGUGACAAGGCAAAUGAGCUGGAGGCGCAGAUUGUCCGGGAGCUGCUGUGGUCGGCGCCGGCGGGAGCGCUGCUGCCGCCGGGCAGCGUGGGCAUCGCAACGCUACGCAGCGGCCAGAAGCAGCUGCUGCAAGCUGCCGGGGCGCGCGGGGAGCUCGAGCCGCCCGCCAACCGCGGAGCGCUGAGGCCUGAGCAGGACAUCGCCACGGUCCACAGCUACCAGGGCGGCGAACGGCGUGUAAUGAUCCUCAGCUUUUGCACAUCGGCCCCUGACCGACUGAACGCCAACGACGAGUUCUACAUCAACCCCAACCUCUUCACCGUCAUGCUCAGCAGGCACAAGUCGCAGCUGGUGCUGGUGGUGGGUCGCAAGGUGCUCAGCCACCUGCACCCGGACGCACAGGUGAAGGCGCGGCUGGGGCUGCUGCGCCGCGCCCGGGAGCUCGCCAGCAGGCCGCUCGGCGCGUUCGAGAUGGAGGCGGGCGGCGGCGACACCAUCGGAAAGCGGCACCGCGUGGAAGUGUUUGGCAUUUGCCAGAAGGCGCUGCGCGGGCUGCAGUAGUGGGAUGGCAGUUGUGCAGGCGGGUGUGCGCUGGAGGGACCCGCCCAGCAGGGCUGAGUGUUCGCGCACGUGCGUGCUCCUGCCACCGCGCCAUACGUUGCAGCUGGCGGCGUCGGACAGCGCUUACGUGACACUGCUGCAGGCGCUGCGGUGGGUCUGCUUGGACAUGGGAGGAUGCUGCUGAACGACACGUUGUGAAUGAAUGAGAUGCAGGUUGCAUGUGAAGUGUUGCUGUGCGCUGGGGUGCCAACGGUCGUGCGGAAAAUGAGACAGCAUUAGACAUUGCUGUGGCGCGCCGCGGCUGCUGCGGCGAUGCAUUAGCGCACACGUUGCAACGUUGCGAUGUUGUGGGAGCGAUGCCGGGCACGGUCGAGCAAAUGUUUAAUUGUCUUUGUAGUCGGGAGGCGCUUGCCGGGUGGUCAGAGCCUGGACAGGCCUCGGGUGGUUGGUCACGCCUGACAAACGGCGCUGAACGGUGCCCGUGUGUGUGCGCAUGCCACAUGUGCACAGUAGCUUCGCGUCUGAUAGCGGCCGGAUUGGGUCGACGGGAGCUGACUCCUUGUUACACUUAGCACUACUGACUCGCACAAGAUCGUAUUACUCGUUGAUAAUGCUAUGACCCCUGCUCAGUCGAUUGCCACACAUACAGCGUCAGGGCACACGGGUAUGACGCCGGUCUGGAAAUGGGGUCAAACGGCACGUCGUUUUUGACAGGGUUGGCGAUGCGGAUCAGACCCCAACUUUUGGCAGCAGGUCACGGCUGACGUGCUUCUGUCUGAUCCACAUCGCUAGCAUGUUGGUGUUGCAGCUGCCGUCCGGGGGGUGCGUUCCGGCCUGCUUGGCACGGUCGGACACGGUGGUCAGGUCGACCACUGAAAUAGCUACCGGCGUUCAAUCAAUAUUUGCUUGGUACUACUGAGACCUUAAACAUCUUGUUUGCGGCCUAAUCGGUGAUGUCGCGGUCAACAUGUUCUACGAGCUCGCCCAGAUCACCUGCUUUGACGUCAAUUUAGAUUGCCGUCGGCUAAACUAUACUUCAUAAGA
Messenger RNA from Chlamydomonas reinhardtii, 7584 nucleotides. RefSeq lists its product as uncharacterized. Gene Ontology annotation, molecular function: 5'-3' DNA helicase activity. NCBI's taxonomy places the organism in Eukaryota, Viridiplantae, Chlorophyta, Chlorophyceae, Chlamydomonadales, Chlamydomonadaceae. The record is from RefSeq and is a predicted model, not a curated record. Bases 277 to 6540 code for a protein of 2087 amino acids. The transcript is spliced from 37 exons.